AUGGCAACCAUAGGAUUUGUGCCUCCACAAAACCUCUCCAGCGUGCUUUCACGAUCCACACCUCCUCCCGAGUAUGUUGUUGUUAAGAGACCAGAUUUAAUAGCAGGAAUUCCCGACGGAGUGCUUGCUUUGGUAUCUCCAAUAAUAGCAUACUGGACUUAUGCGACGUUUUUCCAUAUCAUCGACGUUUACCAGCUCGCAGAAAAAUACAGAAUACACCCCAGUGCUGAGGAGGAGUCGCGAAAUAAGGUGACGCUUCCGGAGGUGUUGCGGGAUGUGAUUUUGCAGCAUAUAGUUCAAACCAUUGUUGGGUGGACGGUGUACAAAUUCGACCCUGUUCCUACCACUGGAUUUGAAAUCUACGAGAUGUGGUCAUUGAGACAAAAGUAUGUUCCUGCGUUUGUGUCCGAUACUGUGCUUUGGUGGGCUUACACUUAUGGAUUUUCGCUCAUUCGCAUAGUGCUUGCAUUCUGCUUUAUUGAUACUUGGCAGUAUACUUUGCACCGUAUCAUGCAUGUGAACAAAUGGCUUUACCGCCGGUUCCAUUCUCGCCAUCACAGACUUUACGUUCCCUAUGCUUAUGGAGCACUUUAUAAUGAUCCUGUUGAAGGUUUCUUGUUGGACACGGCCGGCGCAGGAUUGGCAUCAAUCGUGUUCAACUUGACCCCACGCGAAAACAUUUGCUUGUACACAUUUGCAACCAUGAAAACCGUAGAUGAUCAUUGUGGUUACAGGCUUCCAUUUGACUUUUUCCAGUGGGCAUUUCCUAACAAUUCAAUCUACCAUGAUAUUCACCACCAAAUUUGGGGUAUCAAAUCUAAUUUCUCGCAACCUUUUUUUACGUUUUGGGACCGGUUAUUUGGCACUCGCUACGAAUUUGUUAACGAGUAUAAAACCAUGCAAGACCAUAUUACAUUGACCAAAUACCGUGAAUUCUUGCAAGCCAAAGAAGCCAAGAAGAGAGCGGCAAGACAAAAGAAGGAGAACUAA
Molecule: messenger RNA, 990 nt
Organism: Meyerozyma guilliermondii ATCC 6260
Lineage: Eukaryota; Fungi; Ascomycota; Pichiomycetes; Serinales; Debaryomycetaceae
Gene: SUR2
Product: sphingosine hydroxylase
Exons: 1
Coding region: 1-990 (329 amino acids)
Biological process (GO): lipid biosynthetic process
Molecular function (GO): iron ion binding; oxidoreductase activity
Source: RefSeq, a predicted model, not a curated record